AUCCGCCUUAACUGUGUGAACACCUUUAGGGAGAAUGGCAUGGAUGAGCCACCGAUCUUCCUGGUCUCUAACAAAAAUGUUUGUCACUAUGACUUCCCUGUUCUAAUGGACAAGCUGAUAAGUGACCUCCCUGUCUACAAGAGACACAAUUUUAUGCUCUCCUUACCCAAUAUCACAGAUUCAGUCAUUGAAAAGAAGCAGCAAUCUCUGAAGCAGAGGAUUUGGCUGGAAGGCUUUGCUGCUGACGUAAUGAAUAUCAUCCCUUCUCUGACCUUUCUCUGGGACAGUGAUUUGGAGACUCUGAAGAAAAGCAUGAAGUUCUACCGCACUGUGUUUGGAAUGGAUGAAGCAUCUUUGCAGAAAUUAGCUAGGAACUGGAAAAUAGAGGUGGAUCAGGUGGAGGCCAUGAUAAAAUCUCCUGCCGUGUUCAAACCUACAGAUGAAAAAACAAUACAAGAAAGGCUUUCAAGAUAUAUUCAGGAGUCCCGUUUGGCUAACCAUUACUUAGUUACUAAAAAUCAUCAUCGUAAAGAAAUAUAUUACCUGAAAUAUUAUUUCCUUGACAUGGUGACUGAGGAUGCUAAAACUCUUCUUAAACAGAUAUGUUUAAGAAAUAAGUUGCUUUCUAAUUAAGCUGAAGUUCUGUAACUGUCAAAAAAUUAGGAUCAAUGACAGAAAAACAAGAUACUGAUUCUGUAAAACAUUAUACUGGGUUUAUCCAGGUUAUUCAGGCUUUAUUCACAUUUAGUGAUUAUGUAUCGACAUUAGCUAGAGCAAGGGGAUCAGAUAUGUAUAAAUAACCUGAUAGCUAACAACUAUCCCCUCACUUUGAGUAAAAUCUCAGAUCAAGUAAUUUUACUUAUAUUUAAAUUUGUUCAAUAUAAAUCAACAUCCAUGUGCAGGGUUAGUAUUGAGGUGUUUAGUGUUGUCAACUCGGCAGACUCUAGAGACUCAUGAAAGAAGAGCCUGGGGUUUGCAUUUGGGAAAUUAGUUUGCUUAUGUUAAUUGAGGUAGGAAACCCUUUCCACUGUGGGUGGCACCUUUCCCUAGCUGGCAAUCAUCAACUGUGUAUAUGGAGAGAGGUGCUAAGUAGCAGCAUAUUUACAAUCUUUCAUAACUCUCCAGUGGUUUUUGUUGCUGUUUUUUGUUGUAGUUAUUGUUUUUAAACUGUAGAUGGAAUGACACUAGCUGCCUCAAGAUUCUGGACAAUGACCUAUAUAACUUUAAACUUGAUACUGUAGACUUUCUUGAUAGAGUUUUAAAGGAGAAACCAUACCUGGGGUAGAGCAAUGGCUCAGUAGAUACAGUAGACCUUGCAAGUCUGAAGACUUGAGUUCAGAUACCCAGAACCCACAUAAAGCCAGCUAAGCAUCUGUGAUCCAUGCACUUCUAUGGUGAGAUGGGAGGCAGAAUGAGAAACAUUUUGGAAGAUCGUGGGGCCAGCUAUCCUGCCACAUACAGCAGUAAAUAAGAGGACCUAACUCAAGCAAGUUGAAGGUAAAAGCCAACACGAAAGCUCAUCCUUUGAUCUCUGCAUACAUGCAAUGUCAUGUUCAUGCCUGAUAUCACACAUGGAAAUGCACACAAAAAAGUUUUGUCAUUUUAAAAAAAAAAGAAGGGAGGUUUGGGGCAAUAGCUCAUUGGUAUAAUACCUGCCUCACGCUCAUGAGGCCUCAAAUACAUUCCCUANAACUCCAGAAAAAGGCAAAAAGGGGAUGAGCAUUUACAGGGAUGUCUUUGAGGUUAAGAGAGAUGGCUCAUUGGUAAAGAAUACUGGCUACUCUUGCAAAGGACCAGGAUAUAACUGCCAGAACCCACAGAGUAGCUCACAGUUACCUGCAAAUUCUGGUUCAGGGGAUCAGAUCUCAUCUCCUCACCUCCACAGGGACCAGGAACACAUUUAUGUGGUACACAGACAUACAUGUAAGGCAAACAUUCAUACAAAGUAAAUUAAGAAACAUUUUAAAUAUGUAAUUAAAUUAAAAAGGGAAAGAUAAAUCACAGUAGCCUCAAUAAGGACUAAGAAUUUCACAAAAAUCCUAUCAUCUAGUCAGAAUCCUUGAGAAAAUACUAAAGAAGCUAUCUAAUUCUAUGCCAGAAUUAGGGGACAUGAUGAAAUUUCUCUGCUUUAUAAUGAUUGGUAUUUUGAAUGCUGUGACAUUAAAGGGCUGCUCUAUUCCACAUGAAUAAUAAAAGUCAUUUAAUAAAUUCUUUCUGAAAAAAA
Mus caroli (Ryukyu mouse) is the source of this 2224-nucleotide messenger RNA. Lineage: Eukaryota; Metazoa; Chordata; Mammalia; Rodentia; Muridae. The record is from RefSeq and is a predicted model, not a curated record.